Molecule: messenger RNA, 2698 nt
Organism: Lynx canadensis (Canada lynx)
Lineage: Eukaryota; Metazoa; Chordata; Mammalia; Carnivora; Felidae
Gene: RASGRF1
Product: Ras protein specific guanine nucleotide releasing factor 1
Exons: 21
Coding region: 65-2698 (877 amino acids)
Biological process (GO): positive regulation of GTPase activity; Ras protein signal transduction
Cellular component (GO): plasma membrane
Molecular function (GO): guanyl-nucleotide exchange factor activity; protein binding
Source: RefSeq, a predicted model, not a curated record
GGGGCCGCGGGGUGUCGCGCGGAGAAGAUGUAAGCGCGUGGGGUCUCGCUGGCCUCGGAGCACCAUGCAGAAGGGGAUCCGGCUGAACGAUGGCCACGUCGCGUCCCUGGGACUGCUGGCGCGCAAGGACGGCACGCGCAAAGGCUACCUGAGCAAGCGGAGUUCGGACAACACAAAAUGGCAAACCAAGUGGUUCGCGCUGCUGCAGAACCUUCUCUUCUACUUCGAGAGCGACUCGAGCUCGCGGCCCUCGGGGCUCUACCUGCUGGAGGGCUGCGUCUGCGACCGCGCGCCCUCCCCCAAGCCUGCGCUCUCGGCCAAGGAGCCGCUGGAGAAACAGCAUUAUUUCACGGUCAACUUCAGCCACGAGAACCAGAAAGCCCUGGAGCUGAGGACAGAGGACGCCAAGGAUUGUGACGAGUGGGUGGCAGCCAUCGCUCAUGCCAGCUACCGGACCCUGGCCACGGAGCACGAAGCGCUGAUGCAGAAGUACCUGCACCUGCUGCAGAUUGUGGAGACGGAGAAGACGGUGGCCACGCAGCUGCGGCGGCAGAUCGAGGAUGGGGAGGUUGAGAUCGAGCGGCUGAAGGCAGAGAUCGCGACUCUGCUCAGGGACAACGAGCGCAUCCAGUCCACCCAGACUGUCACCCCCAACGACGAGGACAGUGACAUCAAGAAGAUUAAGAAGGUCCAGAGCUUCCUGCGCGGCUGGCUGUGCAGGCGCAAGUGGAAGACCAUCAUCCAGGACUACAUCCGCUCGCCGCACGCCGACAGCAUGCGAAAGCGGAACCAGGUGGUGUUCAGCAUGCUGGAGGCCGAGGCCGAGUACGUUCAGCAGCUGCACAUCCUGGUCAACAACUUCCUGCGGCCGCUGCGCAUGGCCGCCAGCUCCAAGAAGCCGCCCAUCACGCACGACGACGUCAGCAGCAUCUUCCUGAACAGCGAGACCAUCAUGUUCCUGCACCAGAUUUUCUACCAGGGCCUGAAGGCCCGCAUCUCCAGCUGGCCCACGCUGGUCCUGGCCGACCUGUUCGACAUCCUGCUGCCCAUGCUGAACAUCUACCAGGAGUUCGUGCGGAACCACCAGUAUAGCCUGCAGAUCCUGGCGCACUGCAAACAGAACCGGGACUUCGACAAGCUGCUGAAGCACUACGAGGCCAAGCCAGACUGCGAGGAGAGGACGCUGGAGACCUUCCUCACCUACCCCAUGUUCCAGAUUCCCAGGUACAUCCUGACGCUGCACGAGCUCCUGGCCCACACCCCUCAUGAGCACGUGGAGCGGAACAGCCUAGACUAUGCCAAAUCCAAGCUGGAGGAGCUGUCCAGGGUAAUGCAUGACGAGGUGAGCGAGACAGAGAACAUCCGGAAAAAUCUAGCCAUCGAGCGCAUGAUUAUCGAAGGCUGUGAAAUCCUGCUGGACACCAGCCAGACUUUCGUGAGACAAGGCUCCCUCAUCCAGGUGCCCAUGUCUGAGAAGGGCAAGAUCACCAGGGGCCGCCUGGGGUCUCUGUCCCUGAAGAAAGAGGGCGAGCGACAGUGUUUCUUGUUCUCCAAGCAUCUCAUCAUCUGCACCAGGGGCUCUGGCGGGAAACUGCACCUGACCAAGAACGGGGUCAUCUCCCUCAUCGACUGCACCUUGCUGGAGGACCCAGAGAGCACGGAGGAAGAAGCCAAAGGGUCCAGCCAAGACAUAGACCACUUGGAUUUUAAGAUCGGGGUGGAGCCCAAGGAUUCCCCGCCUUUCACGGUCAUCCUGGUGGCCUCGUCCAGACAGGAGAAGGCGGCGUGGACCAGUGACAUCAGCCAGUGUGUGGACAACAUCCGCUGCAACGGCCUCAUGAUGAACGCGUUUGAGGAGAAUUCCAAGGUCACCGUGCCGCAGAUGAUCAAGACUCUGACCCAGGACGACCCGGGUGACAACCAGGUCACGCUGGAGGAGAUCACACAGAUGGCAGAAGGCGUGAAGGCAGAGCCCUUUGAAAACCACUCAGCCCUGGAGAUCGCCGAGCAGCUGACCUUGCUGGACCACCUCGUCUUCAAGAAGAUCCCUUACGAGGAGUUCUUCGGACAAGGCUGGAUGAAGCUGGAGAAGAAUGAGCGGACCCCUUAUAUCAUGAAAACCACGAAGCAUUUCAACGACAUCAGUAACUUGAUUGCUUCAGAGAUCAUCCGCAACGAGGACAUCAACGCGAGAGUGAGCGCCAUCGAGAAGUGGGUGGCCGUGGCCGACAUAUGCCGCUGUCUGCACAACUACAACGCCGUCCUGGAGAUCACCUCGUCCAUGAACCGCAGCGCAAUAUUCCGGCUGAAAAAGACGUGGCUCAAAGUCUCCAAGCAGACAAAAGCUUUGAUUGACAAGCUCCAAAAGCUUGUGUCAUCAGAGGGCAGAUUUAAGAAUCUCAGAGAAGCUCUGAAAAAUUGUGACCCGCCCUGUGUCCCUUACCUGGGGAUGUACCUCACCGACCUGGCCUUUAUCGAAGAGGGGACACCCAAUUACACGGAGGACGGCCUGGUCAACUUCUCCAAGAUGAGGAUGAUAUCUCACAUCAUCCGAGAGAUUCGCCAGUUCCAGCAAACUGCCUAUAAGAUAGAACACCAGGUGAAGGUGACCCAGUACCUGCUGGACCAGUCCUUCGUCAUGGACGAGGAGAGCCUCUAUGAGUCUUCCCUGCGAAUGGAGCCCAAACUCCCCACCUGA